Pistacia vera is the source of this 2321-nucleotide messenger RNA. Its product is annotated as la-related protein 1C-like. Gene Ontology annotation, molecular function: RNA binding. The record is from RefSeq and is a predicted model, not a curated record. Gene Ontology annotation, biological process: RNA processing. Gene Ontology annotation, cellular component: ribonucleoprotein complex; nucleus. The transcript is spliced from 6 exons. Lineage: Eukaryota; Viridiplantae; Streptophyta; Magnoliopsida; Sapindales; Anacardiaceae. Bases 327 to 1958 code for a protein of 543 amino acids.
GACAAAACCUGCAGUUUCCUAGUUGUUGAAAACAAAGAGAGGAAACAAAGAGAGGGAGGGGAAACUGAAAAAGCGAGGGAUUUUGUGUGUUGUGUUACGGCGGUUGACGGCUCUCUUUUUUUCCUUCAUGAAUUGGAUUUGAUCCGUUCUGAGUUUAUACAUUUUAUUUUAGUUAAUCAAACCCUAAUGUAUUCUUCUUGUUUUAAUUAGGUUAAUUAAUUAUUAUUUUUAAUUAAUUAACCAAUUAAAAUAUACUUUAUUAAUGUGUUCUGUUAUUCAGAUUAAAAUCUUGAGAUUCUGUUUUUAACCUAAAAACCCUACUUUGAAUGGCCAUGACGGCUGAUUCUACUGCCAAUCAUCACUCUCCACGUGGCUCGGGAUUCUCCGGUGACGGUCUUUCUAGCCCUCAAUUACGGCGCAAGAAUUUGCCCUCGCCGUGGGCUCAGGUUGUACGAGGCGAGCCGGAAUCAGUUUCAGCGGCUGUUCAACAUUCUUCCCCAUCGCCAUCACCGCCACCGCCGCCGCUGACUUCUAUAUCUGAGUCAACCGAUAACUUAUCUUCCUCGAAGGUGGCUUCAGCGUCAUCAUCUCCGCCGCCGGAUAAUUCUAUGGCUGCUGAGAACUUGGAUGCUAAUAACAGCAAUGCGGCUCGCCCAAAGAAGCUGGCGUGGAUCAAGCCAUCAAACGGCGUCGUUGAGAUUGGUCCUGUCAUGGGAGCUGUUUCUUGGCCCGCGUUAUCUGAAUCCACUAAGCCUUCCCCAAAAUCAUCAGUAGCGGACUCCUCUUCUUCAAAAACCCUUUCUGAUGGAUCAGUUUCUAAUAAUCAGGUGCCUGUAAUUCCACAUUUACCUCCGAAGCUCACUAGUCCUAACGCAAACCCUAGUUCGAACACAAAUCGCACAAUGUCAGCUCGACAAAGGUCGAGGCGCGGUGGCGGUGCAACCAGCUCUGGGGGUGGCCCUGCACAGACUGCUUUCACUCGGUCUCCUCAGCCACCUCCGCCACCUCCACCACUACCACAAGCAUUCCCAAUUGCAAUGUCUCCAAAUGGUGUUGGGAAUCUUGUGCAGGCGUUUCCAGAUCCUUCUCCAAGAGAGCCCCUAUAUAGAGGCAAUAACUGGGAAACCAGAGCGGUGGGAGGAUUUGUGUCGCAAUCACAUCCUUUGAAUGAGCACCGCAAUUCUUCACGGAGAGGUAACUAUGGACCGCGUGGAGAUGGUACUUACCAUAACAAUUAUGGCAGUAGACGGGAUCAAGACCGUGGAAAUUAUGCAAAUGCCAGAGAUGUUCAUCUGCAGCAGCAAAGAGGUCCUCCGAGGGGCUUUGUUAGGCCUCCACCACCCACUGCUGGCACAUUUGUACCACCUCAACCUAUUAGACCUUUUACAAACCCCAUUGCGUUUUCUGAUUUCAUAUAUCUCCAUCCACAUAUGGAGCCCUUCAGGCCCUUCAUGACUGCACCAAUGCUUAUGCCUGUUGCAGAACCUCCUCUGCAGACUAUGUUAGUCCGUCAGAUUGAUUAUUAUUUCAGUGAUGAGAACUUGGCAAGAGAUGAAUUUUUGAAGUCUAACAUGGAUGAUCAGGGAUGGGUAACCAUUACUUUAAUUGCAAGCUUUCCUCGAGUUAAGAAUUUGACAAAUAACAUUCAGUUGAUAUUGGAUUCCUUGAGAACUUCAGCUGUUGUAGAAGUACAGGAGGAAAAGGUGAGGAGGCGUAAUGACUGGAUGAAGUAUAUUCCGCCUUCCAGUCGGGUUCUCACUGAGUCAGGACUAGCCUCUCCGAGUGGAUCAAGUUAUGGAGUGCUCACAACUGCAUUUCAGAAGAUCACAGUGGAAGGAGAAGAUAAUGCAAACCCUCACUCUGAAGAUGCUUCAAGAAGACAAUUCUCUGAAUCGACUGGCCAGUCAAAACUCUGCAAUGGAGAUGGUUCUGAAGUUACAUUAUCAAACGAAAACUGAAUUAUGUAAGCCCCACUAAGUUAAAGCGCAAUUCUAUUGGAUGGUGCUUGUUUUUGAAAGGGAGGGGGGCUGCUGCCAUGAAAGGUGUAUGAACAUCUUUCUUUCUCUGUGGCAAUUCUCAAAUUUUGGAGGAAUAUUUUGCCGAGACAAGUUGAGGGAGUGAAAGAAAUAUAUAUAAAUUAUUUUUGGAAUAUAAAGAAAGAGAACAAAGUGAGACAAGAACAGCUUAAGAUCAUUGACUGGGUUGAAUUAUGAGGUUAUUGCGUUGUAUAGUUUGAUAUUUUGGAUGGUUUUGUUCUUAUUAUUUGAUGAUUUCUUGUGGAAUGGAUAGUCAUAGCAUCCAAGAGAAUUUCACAAUUUUUA